Talaromyces stipitatus ATCC 10500 is the source of this 1323-nucleotide messenger RNA. Its product is annotated as mitochondrial GTP/GDP transporter Ggc1, putative. The record is from RefSeq and is a predicted model, not a curated record. Gene Ontology annotation, cellular component: mitochondrion. Gene Ontology annotation, molecular function: guanine nucleotide transmembrane transporter activity. The transcript is spliced from 7 exons. Lineage: Eukaryota; Fungi; Ascomycota; Eurotiomycetes; Eurotiales; Trichocomaceae. The coding region runs from base 195 to 1124 and encodes 309 amino acids.
GUAGAACUAACUCACCACCAUUGAUUGAUCUUCAUUCUCUCUUCGUUUCUUGUUUUAUCUUUUUCUCCUAUUUCGAUUCGAUUCGUCUUGUUUUAGUACGGGUUUAAAUCUUUAGUCUGUUUCCUCUCUCUUCGUUUCCGAACCUCGUGCGCAAUUCCUUCACCGGGUCGGUAGCACUCACUGAUCAACGAAAAAUGUCUCCUGCAAUGGCUACAGUUGGCGCCGGUUCGGCCGCGAAGGAUAUCAAGAGGGAAUCUGGGACUGCGCGAUUGCUCGGUUCCGGGUCUGCUGGUAUUGCGGAGUUGCUUGUUUUUCAUCCUGUUGACACAAUUGCGAAACGAUUGAUGAGCAAUCAAGGACGAGCAAAUACAGCCGCUGCUCUAAAUCAAGUCAUUUUCAAGGACUAUGCGACAGCCUCCGUGGGCCGGAAAUUCACUUCCCUCUUCCCCGGUCUUGGAUAUGCUGCUGGAUACAAGGUCCUGCAACGAAUCUAUAAAUACGGCGGUCAACCCUUCGUUCGCGAUUACCUAGCACAACACCAUGGUUCAAGCUUUGACUCAACCUUUGGCAAGGGAACUGGAAAGGCUAUUAUGCAUGCUACUGCCGGAAGUAUCGUCGGAAUCGGUGAAAUCAUCCUCUUACCCCUCGACGUCCUCAAAAUCAAACGCCAGACAAACCCCGAAGCAUUCCGUGGUCGUGGACUGUUCAAAAUCAUCUCCGAUGAAGGAAUGGGUCUGUAUCGUGGUGCUGGAUGGACGGCCGCUCGUAAUGCGCCUGGUUCAUUCGCUCUCUUUGGUGGCUCCGCCUUCGCAAAAGAAUACAUCUUCUCCCUCCAAGACUACAACUCAGCAACCUGGAGCCAAAACUUCGUCGCCUCCAUCUUCGGCGCCAGCGCUUCUCUAAUCGUCUCCGCACCGUUAGACGUCAUUAAAACACGUAUUCAAAACCGAAACUUUGAGAAUCCCGAGUCCGGCGCUAGAAUCGUCGCAAGUAUGAUGAAGAAUGAAGGUGUAGGUGCUUUCUUCAAGGGACUUGUGCCGAAAUUGUUGAUGACUGGUCCCAAGCUCGUGUUUAGCUUUUGGUUGGCACAGACAUUGAUUCCUGCUUUCAGCAAGGUUAUCUAAUUUUUUUUUCUUCUCUAUUAUCUGCGGCAUGAGGAUUUAUUAUUUUAUAUGCUGUAAUGGUUUUAUGGUCAAUUCGGAUUUGGCGAAUUGUUUCUUAUAGAUUUCUGUUGGAUGUUAGGGGGAUCGGGUUUGAAUGUAUUAUGCAUGUACUUUAUUAGUUUAAUUGUUAUAUAUUACUCCUCUCUGAUUCUCUACUCUA